Molecule: messenger RNA, 3167 nt
Organism: Anopheles bellator
Lineage: Eukaryota; Metazoa; Arthropoda; Insecta; Diptera; Culicidae
Gene: aub
Product: protein aubergine
Exons: 6
Coding region: 182-2863 (893 amino acids)
Biological process (GO): regulatory ncRNA-mediated gene silencing
Cellular component (GO): P granule
Molecular function (GO): piRNA binding; protein binding
Source: RefSeq, a predicted model, not a curated record
CGGUCGUCGCGCCAAACCAUUUCGUCCUUCAUUUGUGGUCGAAUAAGGCGGCAUAAGUUCAUUUCGCAAUUCGGUCUUUAUUAACGGAAACAAAGUGCGUUCGUCGUUCCCCGAGUUUUGUUCAAAAAUCGACGCGUGUGGGGACGCCAUUACAUCUUUCGCUCGCACGUAACCUUUCGAGAUGGCAGACGGAAGGGACCAAUACGGUCGGGAGCGGAUGCGUGGUGCUAUAAAUCCGAACCAUCCACAACGUCCUCCGUUCGAUGUCCGUGGAGGCCAACCACCCCCCGUUCGCGUUGGAGUGCCGCACCAAGGGCCAGCAUACACGACACAAGAGAAAAGACCAUCUUGGACUCAGGGCCAAAGCGGUGGCAGCGGGCCGAGUGCCGGCCCAAGCAGCUCCGGACUGACAGCGCCAUCCGAAACACCGCGAAACCCCAACGCAGGACCUUCCACGAGCCGAGAGCAACAACCGGGAGUGAGUGGGUUGCAAGGACGCACGGCCGUUCGUAACCCGAUGCGGCGAUCCAUGGCGGAUACACUAAAAACGCGUUGCCCGUCUCACGAAUCAAAGCACGGCACCACAGGACAACCGUUGACUUUACAGUCGAACUAUUUUAAGCUGUUAAAACGCGUGGAUUGGACACUGUUCCAAUACACCCUCGAGUUCGUCCCGCCAUGUGGCAGCCCGCGAUUGAUGCAAUCGCUAGUGAAUGAACACAAAAAGAUUCUCGGUGGCUUCGUGUUCGACGGAGCAAAUCUCUUUACGGGUUGCAAACUGUCAAACGAUGAGAUGGUGCUCCACUCGGUGCAUGAUAGAACCGGCGACAGAUAUGAGCUUCAUAUCCAGCGAGUAAAUGCUGUGGACAUGGUGGGCGAGACCGGCAUUCAGGUGUUGAAUCUGAUUCUUCGCCGAGCAAUGAAUGGGCUCAACCUGCAGCUGGUUGGUCGCAAUCUGUACGAUGCAGCGGCUAAAAUUCCAAUUCGCGACUACCACAUCGAACUGUGGCCAGGCUACAUUACGAGCAUCCGGCAACACGAAGCGGACGUUCUAGUGUGCUGCGAGAUCGCUCAUAAGACGAUGCGCAUGGAAACGUGUUACGACAUUUUGCGCGAAUGCCAGCGCCACGAUCGCAACUUCAAGGAUGGGUUCCGAAAGGCGGUGCUCGGGUGUGUGGUGCUAACCGGUUACAACAACAAGACCUACACUAUUCACGACGUAACCUUCGAAACCACCCCCGAGAGCACGUUUGACACGAAAAAUGGGAAAAUCUCGUUCCUUGAGUAUUAUCGAAACAAGUACAACAUAAGAAUCCGCGAUGCCCACCAACCGAUGCUGUUGUCGCGGGCGAAGAAGAAGGAUGCACGUUCGGGAGACAGCGAGCUGAUGGCGCUCGUGCCCGAGCUUUGCCAAAUGACCGGGCUCACCGAUUCGAUGCGAUCGGAUUUCAAGAUGAUGCGGGCAAUGGCUGACCAUACACGUUUGAAUCCUGAUCGGCGCAUUGAACGCUUGGAGACAUUCAAUCGGCGUCUGCAAACGUCUACGGACAGCCAGGAUGUCUUCAAGAUGUGGAAGAUGCAGCUGGACAAGCGAUUGGUCGAGGUGACCGGACGAUUGCUUCCUCAGGAGAUGAUAUUUUUCUCCACCGUCUCAACUGGUGUUCAGGCAGGCGAAAACGCCGAUUGGACGUCACAUUUUCGUGAGAAUCCAAUGUUUGCCACUGUACGGCUGAGUCGCUGGUAUCUGGUGGUUCCGGGCCGCUGUCAGCGGGAGGCAAACGAUUUCCUCGGCUGUAUGAUUAAGGCCGCGCGCGGCAUGAAGUUCGAGAUCAGUAACUGCGAGAUAGUGCCGAUGCAAGAUGACAAUCCCAACACGUACGUUCGCACGCUAGACUCGAUCAUCAACAAAGACCCGCAGAUGAUCAUGUGCGUGGUUUCGAACAACAAGUCUGACCGCUACACGGCGAUAAAGAAGAAGUGUUGCGUCGACCGGGCCAUUCCGACGCAGGUGAUGGUGCAGAAGACGAUCACGCCGAAAACGGGCAACGUCCGGACGCUCAUGUCGGUCGCCACGAAGGUGGUCAUCCAGAUGAACUGCAAGCUGGGCGGUGUGCCGUGGAAGGUGAAGAUCCCGCUCAACGGCCUCAUGACGAUCGGCUUCGAUGUGUGCCAUGACUCGAAGGACAAAAGCAGAUCCUUCGGUGCGAUGGUGGCCACUCUCGAUCACGACAACCGCGGCACGCCAAAGUUCUUCUCCACGGUCAGUCACCACUCGAGCGGAGAAGAAAUCUCCACCUAUCUGCCGCUUAACACGAUCAAGGCCAUCAAUGAGUAUCGGCGCGAGUUUGGUGAGCUUCCGAAGCGUAUCAUCUUCUACCGUGACGGGGUCAGCGAAGGGCAGCUCCAGUACAUUAUGGAGCAUGAGGUGCGGUCGUUGGUGGAGAAACUCGGCCAGCUGUACAAAUCGGCGGGAAUAAAACAGGACGUCCUGCUGACAUUCUUUAUUGUCAACAAGCGCAUCAAUACGCGCUUUUUUGAUCACCGGCUCAACCCACGGCCGGGAACCGUGGUCGACGACGUAAUAACGCUUCCUCAACGGACCGAUUUCUACCUGGUGUCACAGUCGGUGAAGCAGGGCACGGUCUCGCCAACGGCUUACAACAUCGUCUACGAUUCGUCCAACCUGAAGAUUGACCACCUGCAGAUGCUGUCCUACAAGCAGUGCCACCUGUACUACAACUGGUCCGGCACAACGCGCGUCCCGGCCGUCUGUCAGUACGCGCACAAGCUUUCGUUCCUCGUCGGCCAGUAUCUGCACCAAUCGCCUAGCAAUCUGUUGGAGAAGAAACUUUACUUUUUGUAGAAAGCGACCAAAAAGUAACAGAAGCCCCGUACACUACCGAACGUUCCCUUCUCGUGGGCUGCCAUUUUUGUUUCUUCAUUUCGUAGGACAAUGGCAACAAUUUACUAUUUCAGAGAUUACAGCAGAACUUUAUCUCGAAGAACUUACGGACCGUUUCAGUUCAAUGAACCGAGCACGUUGAGACGGAUUCACUUUAGAUUUAGUUAUACCCAUCAGAGUAUAUUUUUGCAUUUUUUUUAAACUUUCAAAGAGAAUGAAUGAAAUCAAAUGAACUGCCUGAAGACGAUGAAUGGUGCAAUAAACC